CAUCUGUGCACAAGUAUGUGUAUAGGUAUCUACUGUCAUCAUCUGUUCGUGGAACUGUUAUGUCGUGUGUAGUAGCUAUCCACAUAUCAUAGAAAAGGAACUAUCACGUUCGUGAUUUACGAACAACAAAUGGCUAACGCAUUAGGUGCCGUCGAUUGGGAAGACCUGAGAAGGCAAGCAAGACAUUUGGAAAAUGAGAUUGAUGCAAAACUGGUAGCAUUCAGCAAGCUUGGUGUCAAUAGUGGAUCCAAGCUUGUAAAUACAGAUGAAGUACCACUUUUAGAUGAAGAGCAUGUUUUUGAGAAUAUGGCUUCUGAAAUAGAAGCUUUACUUACUAAAUUAUUCUCUAUAAAUGAACGAAUGAGUGAGUUGCAACCAAAUGGUGCUGCAAUGCUGCAUACAAUGCAACGCCACAAAGACAUAUUGAAAGAUUACAAAUUGGAAUUUAACAAAAUCAGAAAUAAUUUUGCUGCAAGGAAAGACAGAGAAGAUUUAUUAGGAAGUGUUCGUAAAGAAAUCGAUAAUUAUAAAAGUGUGAGUGGACUGAAUCGUCGGGAAAUGUAUUUGAAAGAAAGUCAACAUAUUCACAAUUCGGAUCGUUUAAUCAAUGAUCAAAUAAGUAUAGCAAUGGAAACACGAGAUCAUUUGAUGACUCAAAGACAAACGUUUAAACGUAUACAGACCAGACUAAACGACAUUUCAAAUCGAUUUCCAGCAGUAACUAGUUUGGUGCAAAGGAUAAAUCUACGUAAAAGACGAGAUUCGCUUAUUCUCGGGCUAAUUGUUGGAUUCUGCACAUUUCUCAUGCUGCUAUAUGCUUUUCACUAAAUAAUGUUGUAUACCAAAGUACUUCCACCCUUUUAUGGGGUUAGUGAUUCAUCGAUGGGAAUGCAUAUAUGUAGAAGAGAUUUCUUUUUCCCAGUAUCCACAGCGACUGCAAGGAUUGCAGUCUG
Molecule: messenger RNA, 953 nt
Organism: Habropoda laboriosa
Lineage: Eukaryota; Metazoa; Arthropoda; Insecta; Hymenoptera; Apidae
Gene: Gos28
Product: Golgi SNAP receptor complex member 1
Exons: 6
Coding region: 130-828 (232 amino acids)
Biological process (GO): endoplasmic reticulum to Golgi vesicle-mediated transport; vesicle fusion
Cellular component (GO): SNARE complex; cis-Golgi network; Golgi medial cisterna
Molecular function (GO): SNAP receptor activity
Source: RefSeq, a predicted model, not a curated record